UCUUCCGGGUUAUGGGUCUCAGUCCUAGGUCGUUGCUUGGUAACCGCGUCCAUGGCUGGGAAGGCCAGCCGUAAAGAAAAACCCGCCGUUUCCCAACAGGGAAAUGUAAAUACACCGGAACGGGACGUCGCGGAAUCCGGGGUGGCCGCCACCCGGGCAGUCUCUGGGAGGGCUGUCUCCUUGGGGGCCAUCCAGGAGACCUUGCCUACCUCGUCUCCGAUCUCUCCAUUGCCUCUGUCGUCUCCGGGAGCCGUGCAGUCGGUUGAGGGCACUGGCGUUACUGAGGCGGCUACGUCCUUGAAGACUCCAUCUGAGCCGGAAAAGAAUCUCUGGGAGCAGAUCUGCGAGGAAUAUGAAGCUGAGCAGCCUCCCUUUCCAGAAGGGUAUAAAGUAAAACAACAGCCUGUGAUUACUGUUUCUUCUCCAUUGGAAUCAACAGUUUUUCCAGGUUUAAGUCCAGAACACUUUUUUCAAGUUACUCCAAAUUAUGCCAUCGUUCAAGAUAUACCUUGUAUGAUGCCUGAAGCUCCAGAAGUUUUGGACCCCAAAACAUGUCCUCCCAGAGAAUAUUUAGAAAAUUUCAUAUUUCCAGUGUUGCUUCCUGGAAUGGCUAACCUACUCCAUCAAGCCAAGAUUGAAAAAUGCUUUGAGAGGAAAAAAACAAAAUUUGUUGCCUGUGAUUUUCUGACUGAGUGGCUAUACAACCAGAAUCCAAAGAGGAUAGAUGAGCCAUUCACAGAAUUCUUCUCAAUUCCAUUUGUGGCAAAUCGGCUAAAGAUUCAAGCAGAGAGAUGGAAUGUCUUGUUCAUGGAAUGGUGUUAUCAUUGGAAUGAAGAGUACUUGUAUCCUAGGCCACCAAUUCCUCUUUCUCUCCUACUCUCAGAAGAAGAAGCAACCCUCAUCAUCCAGGCAUUCUGGAGGGGCUAUCUGGUUCGUUGUGAUCCUGAGAUCCAAGAGUUGCGUCAGUGGCAGAAGCAACUGAGGGAAGACAGUCACAUUCGUCAGAGAGUGAAAGAAUUCUGGGCUAAACAGGAAAAAAAAGUGAAAUGCAAGUUAGAGGAUGAAGAGGAGCCUCCCUAUCCAUCACCUGAGGCAAACACCACUACCCAGAGCAAAUAAAUGGCAUCUGUCUCUUGUAUUCUUAAGUCUUGGAUGUAAAAGUCAUUUGGAUGCUGGCAAAAUGAAAACAACUCUCUAUGCAAGUGUAGUUGAUUCUGGUCAAACUUACUUUGAUUAUUCUCUGGAGCUUUCCUGGGUAAUCUACUCUACCUGCGAGAAAAACCCCAGUCUGGAGUUCUUGCAAACAAGGCAUUUCCCUUUCAGUCAUUGGUGGGGAUGAUCCUCUCCCUGGUCACAAAACUGCUUCUGAAACGCACGUUGACACGGGAGCUCUAGAGGCCCAUUCCCUAAUCCCAAAGGAUUUUGUAAUUCAGUAUUAUCAGUGCACUAUUUUCUGGUUCUCUCUAAGCAUUCCAAUCAGUUUUCCCACCUUUGGGGAAAGACUUAGCUGAUUUUUAAACUGAAACCUGGGAUUUUGGUUUUUCUCUACCUUAAGCCACAGAUAGUCUUUUGCAAGCAUUUGUCCAUUUUAAAUUCCUUCACUACUCCAGUAGUUCAUUUCAAAGGAGAAUCGUUUUUUGGGGGGGUCAUGACAAUCCUUAACAAUUGAUCAGAACCUACAGUAGUGCAAAUGCAAGUAACCAAAGGAGGAGGUCAGAGUGAGUUUCCAGCUCAAACCACCAGGCCCAGGAAUAUCCCGGAGUGAUGUUAAAAUGCGUACCAAGUCUACAGGCAGUCUCAGAUUCGUAGUAUCUGAGGUCCCUGCUUCUGAAGGACUUGAGAGGAGCCAUAGGGCCAGAUUAGGGAGGAAAAUGUUGUUGUUAGGCCGUGUUAACAAGUUACAACAAACAGUGUAUGUAAAUAGUAAAGCCUUUAUUUUUUGUUAAGAACAGCAUUUUGAAAAUAAAACAUAUCUGCCCAUGCUUUACAA
Molecule: messenger RNA, 1990 nt
Organism: Monodelphis domestica (gray short-tailed opossum)
Lineage: Eukaryota; Metazoa; Chordata; Mammalia; Didelphimorphia; Didelphidae
Gene: IQCK
Product: IQ motif containing K
Molecular function (GO): protein binding
Source: RefSeq, a predicted model, not a curated record